AUGUCGAUCCCUGUGUUCAAACCAUUCACGCAUUUUAGUGACCGUUAUCUCACAGCUACCGAUGCCUUCUGUGUGGCUACAUAUGGCCACCGAGUCAUCACCACUCCUAACAUGAAGUUCAUUCCUCAACCUUUCCACAACGAAUCCGAUAUAAUUCAAGCGUGGGCAGAUGGCAGAUAUUGGGCCAUGGAUCCUUUUCAGUGGCCACAGACGUAUGAUGACCUGUACGCUCAAAGUUUCGCAAUCCCACGCCGGAAAGCCUAUCUGGACGACGCAAGCAUGACAUAUGCGUGGUUCAGGCCAAAUUUCUCAAGCAACUUCGUGCCCCUGGCUGUGGGUAGUCUUUUUGGUCAGCUCAAGAUGGACAUUCUCGGCCAUCUCAACUACAAGAUCGCAAGGAUGCAUAAAGAGGAUCAUGUUGUUGGGUGGGUACAUGCAAUGCGUGCCGUCUAUGAGCGCUUCCAGCAAGCUAUGGCCUGGUGCGACAUUGUCAUUGUCGUUGCUGAAUAUCAGCGCCGAUUUCUUGAUAUCUGGGUGGUUCUAGACUUCUAUGAAGUAAUCGAGCCCCGCAUGCGAUUUGUCGACACUACCCAUAAGGUUGACCCUAAAUGGAUGGGGUGUUUCACUCAAGACGUCGCUAUCGCCACAAAAGUACAUGCUGCUGGAGUUCCUGUCUGGCUUAUUCGCGAUGCUAGACUUAUCCCCUCAAAUAUGAACAUUGUUAAAGUUGUCUUGUUCACACCACCCGAUGACCUCGUCAUCAGCAUAUAUCAUGAUCCCCUCAAACUCUUUGCUCAGCCCUUCGACAUCAUUGCUAGAGGUCCGAAUAAUUGCCGGUGUCAUGAGGCCGCGCGUCAGGCGUAUUCCAACUUUGAGAAGUUGCCCGCUCCAAAACCUCAAGUUGAAUUGGUCAUGACGGAGUCAUUGGUAGGAAAGGCUCCCGUACACAAAGGGAAGGCGAAAAUGAAAACGAUAUAA
Suillus plorans is the source of this 978-nucleotide messenger RNA. RefSeq lists its product as uncharacterized. Bases 1 to 978 code for a protein of 325 amino acids. The record is from RefSeq and is a predicted model, not a curated record. Lineage: Eukaryota; Fungi; Basidiomycota; Agaricomycetes; Boletales; Suillaceae. The transcript is spliced from 4 exons.